CUCUUGGGAAACUCUGAGCUGCCUCCUUUUCAAUCACCCCGAUUGUCGUGGCCAGUCAGUCCCCGGUGCCCUGAAGUUUAGGAGUGAACUGAUUUUUAAUUUGUUUCUGCCUAACCUUAGCCAUGAGUACCGAAUGCGCGCAGCCCAUUUUCGCCACAGGCGAGAACUGCAAGCCGGUGUGGACCGACGCGAAUGCCCAGUACAACCAGGCUGAUACCCACCUCGAGAUCAUGGGGAAGCCGGUCAUGGAGCGAUGGGAGACCCCCUACAUGCACUCGCUCGCCACGGUAGCAGCGUCCAAAGGGGGCCGCGUGCUGGAGAUCGGGUUCGGAAUGGCUAUCGCUGCCACUAAGGUGGAGUCAUUCCCGAUCGAGGAGCACUGGAUCAUCGAGUGCAACGACGGAGUGUUUCAGAGGCUGCAGGACUGGGCCAAGAAACAGCCGCACAAGAUCGUACCACUCAAAGGAUUGUGGGAAGAUGUGGUGUCAACCCUACCUGACGGCCAUUUUGAUGGUAUUCUUUAUGAUACCUACCCUCUGUCUGAAGACACCUGGCAUACACACCAGUUCAACUUCAUCAAGGGCCACGCUCACAGGCUGCUGAAGCCUGGCGGUGUCCUCACCUACUGUAACCUCACCUCCUGGGGAGAGCUGCUCAAGACCAAAUACGACAACAUAGACACUAUGUUCCAGGAGACGCAGCUGCCUCGGCUGCUGGAGGCCGGCUUCAAGAAGGAGAGUAUAAGCACCAGCCUGAUGGACAUCUCCCCUCCUUCUGAGUGCAAGUACUACUCCUUCCACAAGAUGAUCACCCCCACCAUCCUCAAACAAUAAACCCUCUUCACCUGCCCAGCAAAACGAAGCCAAAUCUGCUCUGUGGCACCACGCAAACAGGAACAUGUGCUUAUGUGUGUGUGGGGGGGGGUUGCAUCUAUAAACAAGCUGCAAAAUAAGAGCUAAAAGGUCCAUUAGAACCCUCUCAAGAGGUCUUAAUGGCUACAGCAGUAGAUCUUGUACAGUAAUCCAGUUCCACAUCUUGCAUUUGCAUCUUCUCUAGCACCCUGUGUCUAUAUAUGAAACCAAGUAGCAACUAUACUGUCACAGAAAACAAGUUAUCGAAUCAUAAGAUCACGUUCCUACUUGUGGGGUUAUCCCAUGCAGUGCUUGCGUGAUUAAACAGUAACCCAGUAAUCACUCUGUGACUGGUGAACCAAUAAUUACAACCUUUUCAAACCCCCUUUACCUCUGGAAUCUUCUGUUUCUAACACUUGUACUGCAUUUUACAACCACUGUAACUAAUCCAUCAUUAAUCUGUACAAAACUGCACAGGGCUUAUUAGUGUUGCUUAGUUCCAGGCCAGCAGUGAGGUGCUAACUGUUGGAUGUUGAGUUUAACAGCUGGUUUCCCAGACUAACGCUACUCUGGGACUACUGGUAACUUUUGGUAGUCUGAUGUUAGUGCUAACCAGGGCUGUGAAACCAACCAACGAGUAGCUCAGGACAAAUUCUCAGGCAUUAGACUUGUGAAUUAAUUUCCUGCCAUUCUUCUUUUGAAAUAAAUUAAAUCCACUCUUAAAAAAUAAAUGGAUCCUAAUUAUUAGGGAAAUGGAGAAGCUCUAGAAUACACUACAAACUCUUCUGGGUUUCAAUUCAAUUCCCUGUUGCGACUUUUCUUAAACAGUUUGGAAACUUACAAAAAAUAAUAAUAAUAAUAAAACAAAACAUUAAUAAGAUCAUGCAGGGAGGUGUAACAAAUAAUUACUUUCCCUGCACUCCUCAACUAAAGUCUUGAUAAGCUUUCGCACAAUGAAAGUUGCACUUUGUGUAGAUCUUUUUCAGACAGACUUGCCAGCAGGUUUAACGAUUAUGGCCUUGAACGGCUUACCCUGGCUAUCUAUAUCAAAUAAACAACAGAUACAGCAGCUGCUGUGUGUGUGUCAAGAUAUUGCUUCAUGAGAGGUUGUACAGAUGUUGCAUAAGUUCUAUUUCUUGGAACUUUGUGUAGUCACAUCAUUUUUUUUUUCAGAGCUCUGGUCACUUAAAGGUAUUAACAAAAAAAAAAUUGGUAUAGCACAUAGUCUUCAUUAUAAUAAUAAUAAUAAUAUAUUUAAUGUAUUACUCAACAGGACUGGCACAUGUCCAAUAAUAAACACAGUUGUACUGACAGUAUGGAUAAUGUACACAGCGCCUCCCUGUGGCAAAGUUGUUCAUAAAUAAAAGUUGAAUCCAGG
Messenger RNA from Polyodon spathula (Mississippi paddlefish), 2229 nucleotides. RefSeq names its product guanidinoacetate N-methyltransferase. Bases 123 to 833 code for a protein of 236 amino acids. The record is from RefSeq and is a predicted model, not a curated record. Gene Ontology annotation, biological process: creatine biosynthetic process. The transcript has 6 exons. Gene Ontology annotation, cellular component: nucleus; cytoplasm. NCBI's taxonomy places the organism in Eukaryota, Metazoa, Chordata, Actinopteri, Acipenseriformes, Polyodontidae. Gene Ontology annotation, molecular function: guanidinoacetate N-methyltransferase activity.